AUGAAAUUUUGUGUGAUUAAUUUUAUGCUCAAAACAUAAAAACAAACAACACACAAUAAUGCUUUCAGAAUGAAGCCUAACAAGCAGAUAGGAACAUAACAGACUCUUAAGGGUCAUACAAAAUGUUUUCAUUUUUGUGAUUCUAUUAAAUGUGAUUUGCGUUUCUCUCUUUAUCAAAGUUGAUUUUUCAUAUAAAGGAGGACAAAAAGCACUUUAUAAUCUUACAGACCAAUACAUAAAGAUCAUAUUUAUGAGAAACACAAUGAGGGUUAUCAUUUGUAUGUGGGAGCACGAAUUUUUCAUAGAGGUGGGAUUUCAAGAACCUGUUAUUGAAAUCAAAAGGAAGAUAGAACAACUUCUGGGUGUUGCCAUUGCUGCACAAAGUCUAACAGUGUCUGGUAUUGAGUUACUAGAUGGACUCGACAUGGAAGAUUAUCCGAUUGUCACUGAAGGUACCAAGAUUGACCUCACCAUCAAAUCCAUGGAACCUUUAGUGAACCAAUAUUGUUCCUGCAAAAUCCAGAUUGUGGUAAAAUUUUCAGCCAGACAGCAUUACAUAGAGGUGGACAAAACAGAGACAGUACGAAGUCUAAAAGAGAAAAUCCACAUCGUUGAUGGAACCCCCAUCAGAAGAAUGUCACUCUUCAUUUCUGGAAAAGAAAUGGAGGAUGAUUUUCGCAAUUUGAGUGAGUAUGGGAUAUGUGAAUUCUCAGAGAUUCAUGUGUUCCUGAAGAAUGUGAAUCGUAUGAAGGAUAUUGAACCAACCUCGAAGAGCUUGAGUCUAGUGGUGCAGACUUCAUCAAGUCUGCUUGAUGGUGCCAGUAUCCCUUUGGAAAUGAUAGACUCGAGCACUGUUAAUGAGCUUAGGCAAUUGCUCUUGAGCAGGAAGGUUCUUCCAAUGGAUGAUUACUUGUUCAUACACAGGCAAAGGAUUAUGCGUGACAACUGUAGCCUCAGGUGGCAUGGUGUGGAAGAUGGAGAUAUCCUGUAUGUUUUUAAAGGAACCAUCAUUCGCAGUGAAAGUUGAUCCACCAGUCUUCUAUCAGAAAAAGUUCCAUGGGAAAUUUAGUAGGCACC
Molecule: messenger RNA, 1077 nt
Organism: Ziziphus jujuba (common jujube)
Lineage: Eukaryota; Viridiplantae; Streptophyta; Magnoliopsida; Rosales; Rhamnaceae
Exons: 1
Coding region: 251-1027 (258 amino acids)
Biological process (GO): proteasome-mediated ubiquitin-dependent protein catabolic process
Cellular component (GO): nucleoplasm; cytosol
Molecular function (GO): ubiquitin binding; proteasome binding; polyubiquitin modification-dependent protein binding
Source: RefSeq, a predicted model, not a curated record